AUGACUUCGAUAUCUGGCGGUCUGCCAUACCACCUGAGCAGGACCAACACCGGCCAAUCUCUCGCCAACGUCCAGUCCAAUGGCUCGUCUGGGCCGGUGAACCCUCGCGCAUCACUCUCGUCCUUCCCGUCUUCACGGUCGCCCUCGCAGAUGUCGCACCACUCGCGACCUUCCCGGUCACCGCAGCCGCCUCUGCAGGUCGACACAGAUCGUACGUCGGACCCGAGCUCAAAGUCGAACAAGACCUCGUCCAUUGGCAGCCGCACGGCCGCAUCAUCACAGCACUCGUCGCUCUCGGCGCCCAAGCGGUACAACCCCGACGCACAUCCACCCAGGAAACUGCGAUCCCAGUAUCCUCGAGGUUCCAACGAGAAUCAUGUCGAGUACAUUCUGGUGGCGUCUUUCGACAUUGACCGGGGCCCGGUCAUGGAGCACCAAUUCCCUGUUGCCAUAACCGGUGACGAGCACAUGUUGGCAGAGUUGAUGUUACCAGACCAGGCGCAUGCACGCAACCAGGACUGGACAAUCUUUUUUCUACACAAGGACACUACCCAAGAGGAGGACGAAGAAGAGGCGAAGAGACGAAAGGCACGGAGAGAAAGAAGAAAACGGAGACGGGAUCGGGCCGCUGGGAUCAUUGGCGAGGAUGACGAGGACACAAUCAACGAGGGCGACGAUGAAGAAGAUGAUGAUGAUCAGUAUGAUGACGACACAAGUGACGAGGAGCCAGAAGGCGGCGAGGGGCCGCCUCUCGUAUACGUGCUCAACCUGGUCAACACCAAACACGACAAGACGGUGAAGCGAGGCGCAAUAGUAAAAGCUAUGGCGAUAUGCACACGGCACCCAUUCCUGCAUAUAUACAAGCCCCUGUUAUUACUUGCGCUCGAAGAAUACUUCAAAUCUCCAGUCCCAGAGACCUUGUCUUUGCUAUACGAUGCAGUCAACAACAUGGAUCUCUCCCUCAUGCCGAAGUUGAGCAUCCUUGAGAGACACCUGCUGCUGGCAAGCGACAACAAGGAUCUUUUUGUAGAGAAAUUCGCCCAGAUGAUUGAGAUGCGCAUGGCUGAGGACAAGGCGGGCCAGGUCACGGAGCCGUUUGAUGCGAGUAGGAGCCCACCAAAACGACCUGGAAUAUCCCGGGCUGGAACAAAGGCACACCUCGAGGCCGCCUCUGGCUACUCGAUACCCCGCGACACCCACGAGUUUGAGAGCAAGGUGCUUUACAAGGGGAUCCCUAUCCCCGUCAAGGUCCCUACGGCCGUCAUGCCAGAGACGGUGGGAGACUUUUCCAUCAUCAAGCUGAUCCAGACGUUCUCGGAACCGCAUGCAAAAUCGCCCCAACCCUUCCCGGUCCACCCUCAUCUCACCACAAAUGGUCCUAACACCCACCCAGUCAUUGUCCUGGCCAACGCUCUGCUGACUCAGAAGAGGAUCAUUUUUCUGGGUCAUAACAUGCCCUCGGGAGAUGUUGCUGAGGCGGUUCUUGCGGCUUGUGCUCUGGCAUCAGGCGGUAUACUGAGGGGUUUCACGAGACACGCAUUCCCAUACACAGAUCUGACAAAGAUCGACGACUUACUGAAGGUUCCGGGCUUCAUCGCGGGAGUCACGAACCCAACCUUUGAGCUUCAUCCAGAAUGGUGGGACGUCCUUUGCGAUAUUCCCAGCGGACGUGUCAAGAUCAGCAGCAAAAUCGAGAAUGCACCCAUCACUGAAGGUCUUGUGUACUUUCAACAACAGCAUCCUGCUUUUGCCAACCUGAUUGGUGGCUCGUCAGCCUCCUCUACCGACCUGACUGGCGAUGCUGCUUUUAUGAACGAUAUCUUGAAGGGCAUCGGGUCGCGACAGGGCGAACGAGUCAUUCGCGCGAAAUGGCGAGACUGGGUGGUUAAAUUCACUAGGAUAGCCGCGGCGUUCGAGGAGAGCGUCUAUGGCGCUAGCGCACUAUACAUCGGCGGUGACGACGUCGAGAACAAUUCCAUCGGUCUUAGCGGCCACGGCUAUGUGUGGGCGGACGAAACAGCCAAGCACAAGGAGCUUGCGGGCAAUGUCUGUAGGAUCGAGGGGUGGAGAAACACACGGAGCUACUACAGCUUCAUCCAGGUAAGACUCGGUCCCAUACGCCAUACCCUGGGAGAUGAGGCUAACGUGGAAGCAAAGGACCUUGCCCAGAUCUACACGAUAAAACCCCUGAAGGGCCUUGACUUGCACCAUAUGCAUGACCGCUUGCGCACCCAGAAGCUCACUCCGACCCAAAGCCGCGAGAUCUAUAUGGCGUUCGCGAAGCACGUCUUCUCGUACGAUGAGACCUGCCUCCUACUAACCGUGGCCCCCGAGUCGCACGCCGGCCUCUUCUACCUCGCCCUUGGCCUGUUCCACCGAGACAAAGACGUGCGCAUCAAGACGACGGAUCUCCUGGAGCGCAUCAGCGAGCACGAGGCCGGCCAGCACUGGUGGAAGGGUCUCAGCAAGUUCGAGAAGCUGGCGUACCACCGCAUCAGGCGGGAGGCCGAAGCUGAGAUGCGGAGCAAACUGGAGAAGGAGGGGCUCAGCCCAGAGGUUGAGAAGAGAAUCAGUUAA
Messenger RNA from Neoarthrinium moseri, 2577 nucleotides. RefSeq lists its product as uncharacterized. The transcript has 2 exons. Lineage: Eukaryota; Fungi; Ascomycota; Sordariomycetes; Amphisphaeriales; Apiosporaceae. The record is from RefSeq and is a predicted model, not a curated record. Gene Ontology annotation, cellular component: plasma membrane. Gene Ontology annotation, biological process: actin cortical patch localization. The coding region runs from base 1 to 2577 and encodes 858 amino acids.